GGCCGAGCCCGGGCCGCGCUGCCUGCGAUGCCGGGCGCCCGCCGCAGCCGCCGCCGCCGGAGCCCGGGAUGGGGCGAGGAGAGGCUGCGGCGGACGCCAGCAUCUCCCCGCCGGGGACCCCGGGGGCCCCGGAGCCGCCGCCGCCGCUUCUGCUGCUGCCGCCGCUGCUGAGACCCAGCGGGCGAUGGGAUGAAGAUGAGACGCUACAAGCUCUUUCUCAUGUUCUGUAUGGCCGGCCUGUGCCUAAUCUCAUUCCUGCACUUCUUUAAGACCUUGUCCUAUGUCACCUUCCCGAGAGAACUGGCCUCCCUCAGCCCCAAUCUCGUAUCCAGCUUCUUCUGGAACAAUGCCCCUGUCACUCCCCAGGCCAGUCCGGAGCCGGGUGGCCCUGACCUGUUGCGGACUCCACUCUAUUCCCACUCCCCGCUGCUCCAGCCACUGUCCCCCAGCAAGGCCGCCGAGGAACUGCACCGGGUGGAUUUCGUGUUGCCAGAGGACACCACAGAGUAUUUUGUGCGCACCAAAGCUGGCGGUGUGUGCUUCAAACCGGGUACCAGGAUGUUGGAGAAACCUUCUCCAGGGCGGACAGAAGAGAAACCAGAGGUGGCUGAGGGCUCCUCCGCCAGGGGUCCUGCUCGGAGGCCUAUGCGGCACGUGUUGAGUACACGGGAGCGCCUGGGCAGCCGGGGCACUAGGCGCAAGUGGGUUGAGUGUGUGUGCCUGCCAGGCUGGCACGGACCCAGCUGCGGGGUGCCCACGGUGGUUCAGUAUUCCAACCUGCCCACCAAGGAGCGUCUGGUACCCAGGGAGGUGCCAAGGCGGGUUAUCAACGCCAUCAACAUUAACCAUGAGUUCGACCUGCUGGAUGUCCGCUUCCAUGAGCUGGGCGAUGUUGUGGACGCCUUCGUGGUCUGCGAAUCUAAUUUCACCGCCUACGGGGAGCCUCGGCCGCUCAAGUUCCGGGAGAUGCUGACCAAUGGCACCUUCGAGUACAUCCGCCACAAGGUGCUCUACGUCUUCCUGGACCACUUCCCGCCUGGUGGCCGUCAGGACGGCUGGAUUGCAGAUGACUACCUGCGCACCUUUCUCACGCAGGACGGCGUCUCCCGCCUGCGCAACCUACGGCCUGAUGACGUUUUUAUCAUCGAUGACGCGGACGAGAUCCCUGCGCGUGAUGGUGUGCUGUUCCUUAAGCUCUACGAUGGCUGGACAGAGCCCUUCGCCUUCCACAUGCGCAAGUCACUGUAUGGUUUCUUCUGGAAGCAACCCGGCACACUGGAGGUGGUGUCAGGCUGCACCAUUGACAUGCUGCAGGCCGUGUACGGGCUGGACGGCAUCCGCCUGCGCCGCCGCCAGUACUACACCAUGCCCAACUUCCGACACUACGAGAACCGCACUGGCCACAUCCUAGUGCAGUGGUCUCUCGGCAGUCCCCUGCACUUCGCGGGCUGGCACUGCUCCUGGUGCUUCACACCCGAGGGCAUCUACUUCAAACUUGUGUCGGCCCAGAAUGGCGACUUCCCCCGUUGGGGUGACUAUGAGGACAAGAGGGACCUCAAUUACAUCCGCAGCUUGAUUCGCACUGGGGGAUGGUUCGACGGCACGCAGCAGGAGUACCCGCCUGUAGACCCCAGUGAGCACAUGUAUGCUCCUAAAUACCUGCUCAAGAACUAUGACCAGUUCCGCUACUUGCUGGAAAACCCCUACCAGGGGCCCAAAAGCACUGUAGAGGGUGGGCGCCGGAACCAGGGCUCAGACGGAAGGUCGUCAGCCGGCAGCGGCAAGUUGGAUACAGCGGAGGGCUAGGACUGUGCAAUUUCACAGGGCUGGGCAGACCAAGAUGAUGGCUAAACCAGGGCUAUCUUUGGCCUCCUCGUUAUCCCGGGGCUCUUGAGAGAGCCAGGAGUCCUUGUAGAUGGUCCUCUGUGCUCAAGCCUCUAGAAAGGGUCAGGCCUUCACCCCAAAACACACAAAAAAAUAUUUUCUAAUAGAGAAGGGCAAGCCCGGACAUCUAUGCAGCAUUUUGUCCCCAAGAGUGCUGUGGGAAAGAGGUGUUCCUGAAGAGGAUAAGGUGGUUCUCUGGGACUGGGAGUGCUAUGGAAUAGUCUAGUUGAGAGAAGCCCACCUUUGACAUCCUGGAUUGUUGUCCUGUAAUGGACAAGAAGGAAUACAAUGCCAGGAGUUCCUAGCAUCCUGAAGAUAAAUACAUUUGGGUCGAGGAGCAAGAAGAGACAGUAGGGAGGGACUAGAAAGUGUAUCUGCUCUUGAUCUUGGCCUAGAAGCUUGGGAAACAUUGGGAAAUGGCACCCUGGAGAGAGAGAGAAAGAGAGAGAGAGAGAGCACUUUGCAGCGUCUUCAGACCUGCUGGACCCAAGGAACGAGGUCACAGAUGCUGGGAGGAUGGAGCUGGUUGGUGGCUGUUAGCCCCCUGCCUCUGUAAGGAGACAUGCCUGGGGGCUGGGGAAUCUUCCUUUGGUUCCAAAUAUACCCUGACGAUUGUUCUCACUCUUCCUAUUGGCAUCUCGUGGGAGCCACUUGCAAAGGACUCUAGGAGUCUAGUUCUCGGGGUGGGACAGGGGCUGGAGGCCGCAGGGACAACCAAUGUAGUUGGUGGAACAAGAGAAGGAGGCUGACAGAGGCCUCUAAUCCCUCUCCCCCUCCCCAUCACUCUCUGCUGGCACCAAGUCGUCCCAUUUUGUCAACAUCCCAAAUGUAAGUAUUCCUGUGCCACUUCACCCCCAACCCUCGCUCCCAUAAGAGCAGGCUAGGGCCAGGAAGAGGCCACAAGGUUUUCUCGGAUUCCAAGAAAGGACCUUAAGGUCAGUGGUAUAUCAACCCAUCUUAAUUUGCCUUGUGGGAGGUGCAGGGUUAUUUGAGAAGAUGCUAAGCUGCUGUAGAAGUCCCUUGGCAACCAGCAAUUAAAGUAAGACCAGCUUGUUACUAAGUAAAUAGUCUAGGAGGAGUUGGUCCAAAGCCUGUUAGUCAGCUUAGCUUCACAUACAACUUCCAGGUCUGGAUAGAGUGGCUGCACCUGCUCACGUGGUAAGAUGAGGACGUGCAGACUCCUUCCUGUGAAGGCCAGGAGUCAGGUGUGUCUGUUGCUUCUGAUAGCGUCUAACUGGUCAGGACUUAGCUGCAUGUCUAUAGGUAGUUGCAAGGAAAACUGGGAAAUGUAGUUUUGAGCGGGACUGCCAUGUGCCUGCCUCGGUUUGAGAGUUCUGUAUUACCAGCAGCACCUUUACAGGAAGUGUACAACUGAUUGCUCACUACCCCUGUUCUCUUCCUAUCUGCCCUGGGGUUGAGGUACAGUGGGGACUUGCAGGUGUUUGGGAAGAGUGGGUGCCUCUCCCUGAGGCUCCUGACAUUCCCUCGAUGCCAGUAUGUGGGGCUACCUGUGGAAUGGUCCGUGUUAGUGCGUGUAUGUAUAUUUAUGGGCAUGGGUGCAUGCUUGGUGUGUAUUGUACGUCUGUAUCAUGUGUCCCUGUGCAAAGAUGAUACUCACCUGUGGGCGUAGGAGCCCAGGCUUGGCUGUCCUCUUCCUCAGGACCUGGAUCUCAUAGUCUCAUCUCCUCUGGCUCCACAAAUACCUGAGGCAGGAAGUCCUUGGGGGAACCUUAAGAAGGGAGUGCAGGGUCUGUCUGUCUGUCUGUUUUUCAGUCUGAGGAAUGGAAUCUUCCUAGCUACAGGGAUAUGCAGCUGAGAGCCCACCACUCCCUCAGUCCCUCUUGGGCCUCCACUUCCUCCCCCUGCCGCCCCAGCAGCUCCUGGAUGUAGCUCUGUCUGGAGCAGUUUGCCAGGUGGUAGCUGUUCUGACGAACGGUGUGAAGGGCUCUACGGCUUCUCUCCUCCCACUGAGGAACAUCCCCUGUGGAACCUCUUCUUCAAAGAGCCUUCCUCCCUGCUUCCUCUGGGGACUGAGACGUGGCCACAGAAGUCAGGGCAUCCCAGAGAUUUAUGGGUCCGUCUGAGCCAGGGCUCUCUCCUGAGGUGUCUGUGGAUGCUUCUGUGUGAUACCUACCCCUUGAAUGAAAUCCUCACCCACAAACUCUUGGUACCCCCAGCUGCUCCAUAGAUGUCCUGUUUCAGGCAUGUCAGGGCUCCUGCCCACAAGUGACCAAUUCAGGGAAAGAGAAGGACCCUGGGAAGGCAGAGGUCUGCUUGGCUGGCCUUCUUCUCAGAUAGUAUAUUAUUUCAACUAGGCAGGAGAGGCCUGGCCAUAGACUGAGAGACCACCUAUGAGAUGUGGGAGCUAAAGGGUUUCACAUAUAACCACAGCAUACACUGGGAAGUUGGGGGGCAGGGACCCAGGACCAUUCCCCCAAUAUGAAGAGAAACCGAAUUGAAUGUGAAUGUGGGUACAUUCUCCAGGAACCACUGGCCUGUGACCUCUAGACCCAAGGAAGCCUAUACUGGCGUCAGAUGGCCUCGUUCAACCAGGGGUCACAGUGGUUAUAAGGGACAAGCUUGAUGAAGCUUUGGGAACAAAGGUGAGAUUCAGGAUGGGAAGACAGGACUCACCCAAGCAGAAGGUGGGGCCCUGGGAAAUGUGUAAUUUAAGGACACCAAUAAUAAUAAAAAUAAUAAUAAUAAUAAUAGUAUUAUUUUUUUUGUAAAGGAAAAUCAAUAUGUACAUUCUGAAAUCAUUUUCUCUGUAAAUGGUUGAAUUUCAUUUCACCCUUAAAGGGAUGCUUAAAGGAGAAGAUAAUAUUAAUAAUAAAACAACUGAGAAGUCUG
This is a messenger RNA of Apodemus sylvaticus (European woodmouse), 4734 nucleotides long. RefSeq names its product beta-1,4-mannosyl-glycoprotein 4-beta-N-acetylglucosaminyltransferase (gene Mgat3). Gene Ontology annotation, cellular component: membrane. Gene Ontology annotation, biological process: protein N-linked glycosylation; N-acetylglucosamine metabolic process. The coding region runs from base 190 to 1806 and encodes 538 amino acids. The record is from RefSeq and is a predicted model, not a curated record. Lineage: Eukaryota; Metazoa; Chordata; Mammalia; Rodentia; Muridae. Gene Ontology annotation, molecular function: beta-1,4-mannosylglycoprotein 4-beta-N-acetylglucosaminyltransferase activity. The transcript has 2 exons.